CUGUUAAAGCCACCGUACCGCAGGAAGUAGGAUGAUAGAGGAAGUAAACAAACUGGGCUGCUGUGCUGUAGCGGUUCGUUAACCUAGUGUUUUAUCUAAAAGCAGAAAAUAGUAAGAAAUGUGGUGAUUUGUUUCUAAUCAGCAGAUAAUGCUGCAGAUGUACGUGGGUGUCAGAUAGAUUUCAUUAACUCAGCAGCUGUCACCCAGCACUAAAGUCAGUGUAAUCCACCAAGCAUCACCAUGUCAAGGAAACAGUCAGGAAAGCCUGUGCGUGGGAAUAGAAAAUGCGACCUGGAGAGAAAGAGGGAUGAGCGAGCUGCUCGCAGGGCUCUGGCCAAAGACCGUAAGAAUCGACCUCCAGGGGAAGGUGAAGGAGAGGAGUUUGUCAGUUUCUCCAAUCAACUGAAAGCUCUUGGACUUAAACUGAGGGAGGUUCCUGGAGAUGGAAACUGUUUGUUUCGAGCUCUGGCAGAUCAGCUGGAGGGACACUCGCGAGGGCACUUAAAUCUGCGUCAGGAGACUGUACAGUACAUGAUGUCACACCGGCAGGACUUUGAACCUUUCGUUGAGGAUGAUGUGCCAUUCACUCAGCACUUGUCAAAUCUUGCACAGCCUGGCACGUUUGCUGGCAAUGACGCAAUAGUAGCCUUUGCUCGCAGCCAGCAGUUGAAAGUUGUGAUCCAUCAGCUGAACGCUCCACUGUGGGAGAUCAAUGGGUCAGAUAAGCCCUUAUGCCGGGAGCUGCACAUAGCAUAUCGUUAUGGUGACCAUUACGACAGUGUGCGUCACAUUGGAGACAACUCCGAAAGCCCUGCUCAUCUGCGAAUUGAGAAUCUGAAUAAUUCAAGACGGUUUGGUGACGGUCAAAGGGGCAAGCAGAGAGCGCCCUCCCCCUGCCACUCUCCCUAUGAAGAAGAGGAAGUCAUCCUGAAUUCCCUUUUGGCCAGCAGCUUGAAUAGUCAAGAUGAGAAUAUGUGCCAAUCAAGUGCCACCUCACAAAAGUGCCAUGCAGAAUGGCUUGAACCUGAGCUGAGGAACCAAUCAUCACACUGUGAAUUUGAAACAGGGACACACCCUCAGUGUCAAAGCAAUCAUGCAGACUGUAGUGACAACAUAUCGCCACCAGAGAGCAGUACUACACACAAACCCAAGCUUACCAGUAAACAAAGGAAAGAGCAACAGCGUCUAGAGAAGAAGAAGAGGCAGGAAGAGAGGCACAGACAGAAGGUUCUUCAAGGCAAAGGAUCACAUGACCAGAAUCAGAAUCUGCCUGAACCAGUUACCCUUGUGCCAGCUCUCAACACUCUAAGCAUCUAAAACUAUCAUGGACAAAAACAAACACUCUCUAAGGUUGAUCUCUGCUGCUUUAUAUUCAGUUUUCCAAGUUUGUUGAGAAAUUGAGAUGUUGUAGGUUGUUUAAAUGUACACAAAAUGGUUAUCUGUGUGGGAACUUGUGUUCUGGCUUAAAUGCUGGUGCUGGAAUGACAAAGAUGACAUAGUAUUAGCUUUUUCGGGUGAAGCUGGCUGGCCUGUCAUGCUAUAUGCUCUUUUUAGAGAGCCUUCCAUGGUUGCCUUAGCUGAAACGAAUAUAGUCCAAUUUUAUUCUUCAUUUCAUUUUCACUCUGAUUUAUUGCCAAAGAACACUUGCGAAGGGAUUCAAACAAAAUGGAGAUCGAGAUUCAUACGAAGAGUUCUUUCCACUGAAUUGUAAGGAUUUCAUUUCUGUAAGUCAGUGCAUGCACCUCAUGAAUGCUGUCAAUCUUUAAAUUUGUAGUGUUUGAUUUCACUGGGUUUACCUUUUGCAUUCCCUUGUAGAGAUUUGUCAUCUCUCUAUUUUGGAAUGAAGUGCAAUCUAAUAAUAAAUGGGGAUUAUAGAGAAGCUUGAUGUGCUUCCAGCUGUUCAUAUGAGGAGAGGAAUAUUUAUUGCUCAGAUGGGUUGAGGAACUGUUCUGUAAUGAGAAUUGACCUUUUGUUACUUCGUUAGUUCUUGUUCCUGGUCAUAUUAAAAAUGAUUCAUCAUCCCGUACCAUUAAAAAGACAAAAUUCUU
Molecule: messenger RNA, 2048 nt
Organism: Colossoma macropomum (tambaqui)
Lineage: Eukaryota; Metazoa; Chordata; Actinopteri; Characiformes; Serrasalmidae
Gene: otud3
Product: OTU deubiquitinase 3
Exons: 8
Coding region: 241-1317 (358 amino acids)
Biological process (GO): protein deubiquitination
Molecular function (GO): cysteine-type deubiquitinase activity
Source: RefSeq, a predicted model, not a curated record